AGUUGGGGAAAAUUAGUGUAUUUUGAAAGAGUCGUGUCCCUAAGAGGGAAGGUUUGACCACCCAGUUGUAAAAGACCGCAAGAUGCAUCUAAGGAUUGUAGCUUCAAUUGGGAUAGACUUUACAGAUGAUCUGAAAUUCAAAAAAGAGAAAGAUAAAAGUAAGGAAAUAGAGUUACUAAAAGAGAUUACAGAAGCACAUGUAGCGGCACAAAUAUUGUGGAUUAAAAGAGUUGGAAAUUUGAAAGGUGUGAGUAAAAUUACAAUCAAAAUAUUUACUAGAAUAAUCUCAAUUAAACAUGUGGUUUCAUUUUUAUUUCACUUGUAAUUGUAGGAUGACAUCUAUGAAAAUUGCUUUUUAAGCCCUAUGGAUUGCUCUCAAACCCCCCUAAAAUCCCAAAAUACCCUCGCAAUUGAAACCAGUAUCGUUUGGUAAAUACAACCCGAAAUAAAUUGCGUUCGGUAAAUACGUGACGAACACGCUUGGGUUCGGUAAAUACGUGACGAACACGCUGUGGUUCGGUAAAUACGUGCCUAAAGGACGUGAGAUACAGUUUUAAACACAAAACAUCUCAUUAGUUACGAAAAUCACAAGUGUUGAGGGUGGAAGGGCGAUUCUCUAGGGUUUAGGGUCGCAAAUUCGAAGGCCUAAAAGAAGAACAAGGUGAAAUUCGUUGACAACAAAUCAUUCAUCACCAACGGACUACAACGGUUUGGAUUGCGUUUUUGGAUUCUUUCACUUCAACAAGAAUGACAGAUGAUGUUGGGCGAACAAGAGGUGGAAGGGAAAGUAGAGCACAUGGCUCUGCACGAAGAGAGGCUGUGAAGGUACAUAGAAACACAAGACAAACUAAGGGGAAAAGUGUUAUUGUAGAGCCUGAAUCUGAAGAUGAGAAUGUGGAGGAACAAGAGUUUGAGGAUGAGCAUGAAGUGGACAUAGGGCAACAGGCGUCUGAACACGAAGAUGAGCUGGAAGUCGAAGAUGAGAUGGAAGUUGCUGAUGAUGUGGAAGAUGAGAUGGAAGUUGCUGAAGAACAAACACCACCACCACCAGAAAAAAAAUCAUGUAAAAAGAAUCCGAGAACAACACAGGGAAGAAACCCACCACCUGUAUCAGAACCACCAGUUACAUCUUAUGAUGGUGGUCCAAAGGACUUGUCGUUGUUGCCCGGAUUUGGGAAACAUGUUGCUGUCGCGAUUUGGAGAGGAGACUGUAAAAAUCGGUACUUGAGGUGCAUGAACAACGGGAAAAAAAUAAACGACUUCGAUUGACCAAGAAGAGGACUUCAGUGGUUU
Trifolium pratense (red clover) is the source of this 1293-nucleotide messenger RNA. Its product is annotated as proline-, glutamic acid- and leucine-rich protein 1-like. The record is from RefSeq and is a predicted model, not a curated record. Lineage: Eukaryota; Viridiplantae; Streptophyta; Magnoliopsida; Fabales; Fabaceae. Bases 748 to 1269 code for a protein of 173 amino acids. The transcript has 4 exons.